Molecule: messenger RNA, 210 nt
Organism: Funneliformis caledonium
Lineage: Eukaryota; Fungi; Glomeromycota; Glomeromycetes; Glomerales; Glomeraceae
Source: the annotation of a GenBank genome assembly
AUGUGGCCUGCUUAUCAAUUUAUUGUAGUUUUAAGGGUUUCGAUGGUGAAUAUGAAUAUUUCAAGUAUUUUUCAAAGUAAUCUGACCAAUGAGCAUUUUAAAUAUAUUUUUCGUGUUUCUACCAAAUUCUUAUUAUUGUUGGGUUGUGAUCUUAAAGAAAAUAGAGAAUUCCACAAGCAAUAUUUUGAUAAACGUGGUAUAAUUAAAUAA